AUGACUACCGCACAUAGACCCACGUUCGACCCUGCAAAGGGAAAAGAGGCACAGAGAGGACCGGCAUAUCAUCAACGGCUGCUACCGGCUCAUACACAGCUGAAAGUUCGUAAACCCGGUCAAGGGGGAGAUGCAGAUCACCAAGUUCGCGACCUUCGAGCAGAAUUACUCCAAGCUGAGGCAGCACAUUUCGCAAAGAUUAAGGGAGGACCUGUUCCGGUGGAGCCAGAACCUGCGACGAAUACGUCCAAGAGACAACUUGAGAAUGGUGAUGGAGAGGAGGAAGAAGAUCUGGAGGCUAAACGGAGGCGGAUUUUAGAGGAGACAAGAGAUAUCGAUGCCGAUUCAGAUGAUGCUGGCGAAGAUGAUAGUAGUGAGGAGGAUAGGUUCGUUUCCCGGAAAGCUGUGUUGGGAUUAGGUGCUGAUCUUUCGACAGAAAGAGAGAGGACCGCGGCAGAAGAGGCUGAGCGGGAACAUGACAUUGCUCUUGGCAAUCCCUUGCUGAACUCAAAAGCCGACUUCAAUGUCAAGCGCAGAUGGGAUGAUGAUGUGAUCUUCAAGAAUCAAGCUCGCGGUACAGAUGAUAAAGGCAAAAAGAAGGAAUUUGUCAAUGAUCUGCUUCGAUCUGAUUUUCACAAACGCUUCAUGAGCAAAUAUGUGAGAUGACGAGCGAGCUUUUUAGCUUCUUGAUAGCUCGUUGUCAGACGAACAUAUGGAGAAGAGCUUCUUGGGGGCCCGCGAACGGUGACUCAGCUCGACAGUGCUCGGCUUGUUUGAUUUGGGAAGGAGAAUAUGGGUCAACAGCGGAGCAAUACAGGUGGCUUGCAUCGAGUCAAUUUUGAUACUGGAUCAGCUGAACGAGCAGAAAUACAGUUUCCACUGCCACACCGAGUUGUGGGCGUCUCCGCGCAUGU
Hyaloscypha bicolor E is the source of this 914-nucleotide messenger RNA. RefSeq names its product Cwf15/Cwc15 cell cycle control protein. The coding region runs from base 1 to 666 and encodes 221 amino acids. Gene Ontology annotation, biological process: mRNA cis splicing, via spliceosome. The transcript has 8 exons. Gene Ontology annotation, molecular function: RNA binding. The record is from RefSeq and is a predicted model, not a curated record. Lineage: Eukaryota; Fungi; Ascomycota; Leotiomycetes; Helotiales; Hyaloscyphaceae. Gene Ontology annotation, cellular component: catalytic step 2 spliceosome.